This is a messenger RNA of Pyricularia oryzae 70-15, 1691 nucleotides long. RefSeq names its product acyl-CoA synthetase. The transcript has a single exon. The record is from RefSeq and is a predicted model, not a curated record. Gene Ontology annotation, molecular function: medium-chain fatty acid-CoA ligase activity. Gene Ontology annotation, biological process: fatty acid metabolic process. The coding region runs from base 1 to 1605 and encodes 534 amino acids. Lineage: Eukaryota; Fungi; Ascomycota; Sordariomycetes; Magnaporthales; Pyriculariaceae.
AUGGAGUCCAUGUCGACAGACCUAGUCGCCUACCACGCCAGGGCCAACCCCAAAGCCCUAGCCGCCGUUGAGAUAGCGACGGCUCGCUGCUGGUCCUACCGUCAGCUUCACGAUGAUAUCAACAAGGCAUGUGCAGUUCUCGCUGCGCACGGUGUGCAGAAGGGUGAUCGUGUUGCGGUGCUGGCGGCCAACAGCGUAUUCGUCGUCAUCCUGCAGCAAGCACUCAUGCGGCAGGGUGCAAUCAUUGUUCCUCUGAACUGGAGACUUUCGGCCUCGGAAAUCGGGUCCCUGAUCGAGGACUGCUCGCCAAAACUCCUAUUCUGGGACGCCACUCUGAGCUUGGCUUGGCCAGAUUUCGAGCCCCAUUUCCCAGCACUUUGCCAACGACUUCCCUUCCAAGAUUUCAUCACAAAACUGGACCAGUCGACGUUACCCACCUCCCCAGUACAGCACCAAAACGCAUCCACCGCCACAAGACUGCCCAACACGACCGCCGCCAUCGUCUACACGUCCGGCACGUCAGGGCGACCCAAGGGCGUCAAGAUCACGGCGCACAACCUGCUCGCCACCGCCAUCAACUACGCCGUGCUGGGCGAGGUGGAGCCCACGUCGGUGCUGCUGUGCGACGUGCCGCUCUUCCACCUCAUGGGCCUGGCCGUCUGCGUGUGGAGCACGCUGCUCCGCGGCGGCACCGUCGCCAUGUCGCGGCGCUUCGACGCCUCCGCCACCAACGAGCGCCUGUCCGCCGCCCCCGCCGGCCUGGGCGGCCGCAUGGUCACGCACUACUUUUGCGUGCCGCAGAUGGCCGACGCGCUGCGCAGCGCGCCCAACUUCCGGCCCGCGCGCUGGGCCGCGCUCCGCGCGCUCUUCACGGGCGGCGCGCCCAACCCCCCCGCCCGGAUCCGCUGGUGGCUCGACCGCGGCGUCAGGAUGGUGAACGGGUAUGGCGCCACCGAGGCGGGGCAUUUCUUCGGCAUGCCGCUGGCCGAGGACGUGCUCCGCCAAAAGGCCGGCUCGGUCGGGCUGGCGGGCCCCAUGACCGACGUCGAGAUUGUGGAUCCAGAGACCGGGGCGCCCGUCCUCCCCGGCGAGCCGGGGGAGAUUGUCGCGUCUGGCAUGAGCGUCACGGCUGGGUACUGGGGCCGCGCGGAUCGAGAUGGGGGGCUCGAGGUUGUGGAGCACGGGGCGGGGGUGCGCUGGUACCGCACGGGGGAUAUUGGCCGGCAGGAUGAGGACGGCUUCGUCUACAUCGUCGGCCGGCGCAAGGACAUCUUCAUCACCGGGGGCGAGAGCGUCGCGCCCGGCGAGGUGGAGACGGCGCUGAUGCAGCACCCGCUGGUGGCCGAGGCUGCAGUCGUUGGCGUGCCCGACCCGACGUGGGGGGAAGUCGGGUACGCGUGGCUUGUGUUGGAGCAAGGUGUCAAAGAGCGUGUGUCGAAGGAGGAUCUCAUCUCUCACUGCGAAGGACUCAUAGGGCGAUACAAGAUCCCGAAGCAUUUUAGAUGUACAGAGAGUCUGCCACGGACAGGGUCUGGAAAGAUUAUGAAGCACGUGUUGAAGAAGAAACUCGAGUCGGAGGGGUUUGGGAGGGAGAAAGAGCAUUAGAUGGAAAGACUAAAGCGCAUCAACAUAUUACUCGAUUCGGCCUAUUUAGCCACCUGAGCUUCUUUCAAUACAUGAUCAAGGACUGA